GACCUUUCCAAGGUCAAGCGGGAGGCGGGUUGUAAUUAAUGCUGAUCUCAGAGUGCGAAAAGUUCCUAACGAAGUUACGGGCCCUUCCACCAACUGCUACUCAAGAGCUAUCGGUGUUAGGAGUAAUUAAUGAGGUAUUAAAAUGACGGAAACAUUCUGAAGAAUUCAGAGUUUUGAUGGGUGUUACCAUAACAAUAAAUCAUAAAGGAUAAAUAUCAUGUCUCACAAAAGUUAUUUUAGCUUUUUAAAUCAUGGCUAUUAUAUCUUGUGUUCAAAGAACAGUGUGCGAAAUACAUCACCUCUGCUCAGUCAUGAUUUAAAAAGCUACAAGUAAUAGUUCUUGUAGCUUGCGUUAAUGAACACAUGACAGCCGGCCUACUGUCCUUAUUGCUAAAGGCUAAACUCACGAUUUUUAUAUCUCACCAACAAACUUCCAAUUUUUGGUGACACAGACCUUCUCUUGGGAACAACAACAGUUUGCCACUUCUAACUUGUGAACCCGUUUUGUAAAUUUUUCACUGCUAAAAAUAUCAGUAACUUGUGAUAAUAUAAUUCUAGUGCGUUAUGCGCAUAAGUAGUCUGUUUUUUGUUUGUAAAGAGUAGUUGGUUAAUAUAUUCCAGUUGCUUACACAAUAGAAGUUGAUAUGUCAUAGGAGUAUCAUUAUAGUAAUCCUUUUUGACCAACAUCAACAUGCAAGGGAUAUUAAGUGAAGUCCCAGUAUUAUGAAAGCUUUCUACUCAGGCAAUAUUCGUGCUGCAUUUGGUUUUAAUUAUAAGCUUUGAGAUGUUUAUAAGUGGUUCAUUUCCCUUGGAAUCUAUGUCGACUUAUUUGAACACUUGGACCUAGGUAACCAAACAUCGUUUAUACUUAUUGGUAGCAUUGUAGAAAUAUCUGUAAUGCAUUCGCGUGUCCGUCUGCCCACGUACGCUCUGGGUGUCUUGACCUUCUAGCUGGAUGGAAUAGUCCACAAAUUUGUCUUAGUGCAGGCUCAGCUGGUGAAGUUGUAUUGUGGCAUACUGCGGAUGGUGAUCCCAGAGUACGUGAUCGAUCUUUCCAUUGUCUCCUAACGUGGCUAUGUUCACUUAAUGCCGUCCUGAAAUCUAGUGAGUUUAGUCGUCCAGGGAAAGCAAAGUAUUUCAACAACCAUAAAGAGUCUGUAAAAAAGGAGUUGACUGGGUGGUUUGAAACGAACCUGGAGUCUGUUUAUUCAGCUGCUUGUCAAGGGCUACUAGAUAAUGAAGAAUUGGUCCGUCGAACUAGUUUACAUGUUCUUGGAAAGUUGAGUACUAUUUGGCCGCAUCAUAGUUUGACAGAUGUUCCUGUUUUCAGUUUGAAUUCUUUAUUAUCAUCAAAAAUAUGUUUGGACUCUGAUUUGGAGGAAACUCAAUUAGUUGAUGAUGCUUUUAUUCGUGUGUGUUGUCGGCUUCAAGAUCCUAGUCGAAGUGUUAGACAGUUGGCUGCUCACAUAAUGGCUGACUUGGCUAAAUUUGUUACAGAAAAUUGUUUAUUACAAACAUUGGAGAAAACAGUCAUGUCCGAUCGGCAGGUACGUCGAUCUAUGAUAGAAAGUGACAAUAAGUCGAAGAACAAAAAGAACAAAAGUAACAACAACAAUUUACGCUCUACAGUGGAUAACCGUUCACAAACUAAAAAUCUUACUUCAGAUUCCAUUAAUUUAAUAUCGACUGGCUGUAAUGGAGCUAUCAUUAGCGGAUUGGAAGAUGAUUAUUUUGAAAUACGAUGUACUACGUUAGCUACAGUUACGCAUAUCGCAUCCCUCAAUACUCGAUUCGCAUUAAAUUGUCAAGAUCUCUUAGUUGAUAUGUUAACUGACGAUAUACAAGAUGUACGAUUGGCAGCUGUUCGAGCUUUAAGUGCCGUUGGUGACAAAGUGCCUGUAAAAAGUGAACAAGUAUCCAUUAUUACAUCAGCUCUUGCUGAAGGAUCUGGUCGUAUUCGACGAAGACUGCAUCAUUUAUUAUCACAGUGUCGUUUAGCUUCAGCCCCUUGUCUAAUUAGUUUACUGGAUGGGCUUUUGCAAAAUUUAAGAAGAUAUCCAGAAGAUAGAGAUAAUCUGUGGAGAUGCGCUGCUUCUGUGGGUAGAAAUCAUCCAAUAUUUGUUGAAACUUGUUUAUCCAGUUUAUUACGAACACAUUCAUGGUUGAGUGGUCCAGAACCAGUGAAAGAAGAUCCAGCUUAUCUUACAGUUUUAUUGCUUGUUUUAAAUGCUGAACCUAGUAUACCUGGUAUGCUGGCUAAAUUCCCUAGACAUGUAGCAUCAACUAAGAUUUAUUUGCAAGAAUUGUUACCAUCUUUAUUGCCGAAAACUGUUGUAAAUGACGAGUUUCAAAAUGUUUCUCCACUGGAUUUACCAAACAAGAAAUUAUGUUUAACUACUGAUGCUGAUGAUGGCUGUACAUUGAAUGGACCAUCUAUAAUGGAACAUUGUAGUUUAUAUAAAUUUAUUGCUUCAACAAUAUGUCGUAUAUGUAAAUUAUUUCUAAUGAUUUAUGAUGAAUUAUCUAGUUAUUGUUUAUCAUUGAAACAAGAAGAAAAAUGUAAUAAUCUACAUAGAAGAAUCCCAUGUUAUAAAUAUCAAUCACAUCGUAAUACUUUAUUAUCUCAUCUUAUAUUUAAUGAUUUAAUGAAUUGUAUUAAAAAAUUAAAUCAUAAUAAAAAAUUAAAAAAUUUAUUAUAUUGGUUAAUAUUAUUAUCAACAAUUGGUUGGUAUUUAAUAUCAGCUAAUAUAAUUUAUCAUUAUCAUUCAAUGAAUUCAUUGUCAUCAUCAUCAUCAUCAUCGACGACGACGACGACGACAUCAUCAUCGACAACAUCAAGAACAUCAUCAUCACCAACUUUAUCAUCUAUUAAUAACAAUUUACAAUUGAAUCAUAAUUUUAAAGAGAAAUUCAUUCAUCCAAUUUAUGAACGUAUUAUUAAAUUAUUAAAUAAAGCAAUACGUAAUUCACUUAAGAUAAAUCACUUAUUCUCUGGUAAAACAAAAUAUGAAUCUAUCUAUGUAUCUCAAUUAUGUUCUAAUACAUUUAACUUGUUUCAAUCAUUCACAAAUGAUCAUCAUCAAAUCAAUGUCAACUAUUUAUUGGAUGCAUUACAUUCCAUUAUAAACUUAUUAUCUAAUUCAAAUCAACCGGAAAAUAAUAUCACUUCAAUGCCAAUUCAUCAUUAUUCUAACACUAGGAAACGUUCUUUUCCAACAAUAAAAUUCAAUAUGGAACAAUUCAAUGAUGAUUAUGUAAUCUUAAUUGAUUAUUUAAUUGAUUUAUCCAAUCGAUUAAUACCGGUAUAUGCUGUACUACUACAACCAUCUAGUAAUAGUAGUAAUUUAAUGAAUAUAGAUAAUAAUCAUAAUAUUGAUACAAGAUCAACAAUUUCAUUAAAUAAAUAUCAACCAGAUCAUAAUAUGAUGAUUAUGAUGAAUAUGUUAAAUGAAAAUGAUCUAUUAAAUAUGAAUACUAAUCGAAUUGAUUUGCCAACAUCAUCAUCAUUUAGUCAUAUUAGUGGUAAUAAUGUCGUACCAGAGAUUCGUUUCACUGCGAUUAUUGCAUCAGCUAUGAUAAGGAUUAGAGCGAUUAUUAUUGGUUUGAAUAUUGAGAUGGCACGCAAACAUAUAUGUAUCAUAUUUCGACGUCCUGAUUUAUUAGUAUCACAUAAUCCAUCAACUCAUAAUAAUACAAAAAAUAUUCAAUCCAAAUUAUAUCAUUGGUGGCCACCAUCAAAUUCUUGGCAUCAAUUAGAUGAUGAUACUAUAUCAUCAUCAACAUCCACAAUAAAUCAAGAUCAUUUAGAAAUACGUACACAUAUUGAAUUAACCGCUGGACGUUGGUCAGAUUCUGGUACAAUUAAUUUAGGUAUUGGUUAUUGUUUACAAUCAACGGAUUGUUCAUUUAUGAAUAAUAAUAUAUGUCACAAUGAUGAUAGUACUUAUCAUGAGAAUAGUACAAAUGAUCAUUGGAAUCAUUGUAUAUUAGAUUCAUCAUUGAUUAUACCACUUACACCAAUUCCAUUAUUAUCAAAAGUGAAACUUGUCCCAUGUGCACCGAUUAAUCAAUGGUAACUAUGUUUAUUUAGGUCUAUUCUAUAUUGAAUAUUGUACAUAAGUUCUUUUUAUAUAAUUGAUUUCUUACAUUAAAACAAAUUGAAUAUGAGUUC
Schistosoma rodhaini is the source of this 4171-nucleotide messenger RNA. The record is from the annotation of a GenBank genome assembly. NCBI's taxonomy places the organism in Eukaryota, Metazoa, Platyhelminthes, Trematoda, Strigeidida, Schistosomatidae.